AUGGGUGGGGCCCUGGGGCCGGCCCUGUUGCUCACCUCGCUCUUCGGUGCCUGGGCGGGGCCAGGGCUGGGGCAGGGCGAGCAGGGCAUGACGGUGGCCGUGGUGUUUGGCAGCUCGGGGCCGCCCCAGGCCCAGGUCCGUGCCCAGCUCACCCCCCAGAGCUUCCUGGACCUGCCCCUGGAGAUCCAGCCGCUCACAGUGGGGGUCAACAACACCAACCCCAGCAGCCUCCUCACCCAGAUCUGCGGCCUCCUGGGUGCUGCCCGCGUCCACGGCAUUGUCUUUGAGGACAACGUGGGCACCGAGGCGGUGGCCCAGAUCCUUGACUUCAUCUCCUCCCAGACCCAUGUGCCCAUCCUCAGCAUCAGCGGAGGCUCCGCUGUGGUCCUCUCCCCCAAGGAGCCGGGCUCCGCCUUUCUGCAGCUGGGCGUGUCCCUGGAGCAGCAGCUGCAGGUGCUGUUCAAGGUGCUGGAAGAGUACGACUGGAGCGCCUUCGCGGUCAUCACCAGCCUGCACCCGGGCCACGCGCUCUUCCUGGAGGGCGUGCGCGCUGUCGCCGACGCCAGCCACCUGAGCUGGCGGCUGCUGGACGUGGUCACGCUAGAGCUGGGCCCGGGAGGGCCGCGCGCGCGCACCCAGCGCCUGCUGCGCCAGCUCGACGCGCCCGUGUUCGUGGCCUACUGCUCGAGCGAAGAGGCCGAGGUGCUCUUCGCCGAGGCGGCGCAGGCCGGCCUGGUGGGGCCCGGCCACGUGUGGCUGGUGCCCAACCUGGCGCUGGGCAGCACCGAUGCGCCCCCUGCCACCUUUCCCGUGGGCCUCAUCAGUGUCGUCACCGAGAGCUGGCGCCUCAGCCUGCGCCAGAAGGUCCGCGACGGCGUGGCCAUUCUGGCCCUGGGCGCCCACAGCUACUGGCGCCAGCACGGAACCCUGCCAGCCCCGGCCGGGGACUGCCGCGCUCACCCUGGGCCCCUCAGCCCUGCCCGGGAGGCCUUCUACAGGCACCUACUGAAUGUCACCUGGGAGGGCCGAGACUUCUCCUUCAGCCCUGGUGGGUACCUGGUCCAGCCCACCAUGGUGGUGAUCGCCCUCAACCGGCACCGCCUCUGGGAGAUGGUGGGGCGCUGGGAGCAUGGCGUCCUAUACAUGAAGUACCCCGUGUGGCCUCGCUACAGUGCCUCUCUGCAGCCCGUGGUGGACAGUCGGCACCUGACGGUGGCCACACUUGAAGAGAGGCCCUUUGUCAUCGUGGAGAGCCCCGACCCUGGCACAGGAGGCUGCGUCCCUAACACCGUGCCCUGCCGCAGGCAGAGCAACCACACCUUCAGCAGCGGGGACGUGGCCCCCUACACCAAGCUCUGUUGUAAGGGAUUCUGCAUCGACAUCCUCAAGAAGCUGGCCAGGGUGGUCAAAUUCUCCUACGACCUGUACCUUGUGACCAACGGCAAGCAUGGCAAGCGGGUGCGCGGCGUAUGGAACGGCAUGAUUGGGGAGGUGUACUACAAGCGGGCAGACAUGGCCAUCGGCUCCCUCACCAUCAAUGAGGAGCGCUCCGAGAUCGUAGACUUCUCUGUGCCCUUCGUGGAGACGGGCAUCAGUGUGAUGGUGGCUCGCAGCAAUGGCACCGUCUCCCCCUCGGCCUUCCUGGAGCCAUAUAGCCCUGCGGUAUGGGUGAUGAUGUUUGUCAUGUGCCUCACCGUGGUGGCCAUCACCGUCUUCAUGUUCGAGUACUUCAGCCCCGUCAGCUACAACCAGAACCUCACUAGAGGCAAGAAGUCCGGGGGCCCAUCUUUCACCAUCGGCAAGUCCGUGUGGCUGCUGUGGGCGCUGGUCUUCAACAACUCGGUGCCGAUCGAGAACCCGCGGGGCACCACCAGCAAGAUCAUGGUUCUGGUCUGGGCCUUCUUUGCUGUCAUCUUCCUCGCCAGCUACACGGCCAACCUGGCCGCCUUCAUGAUCCAGGAGCAAUACAUCGACACUGUGUCAGGCCUCAGUGACAAGAAGUUUCAGCGGCCUCAAGAUCAGUAUCCACCUUUCCGCUUUGGCACGGUGCCCAACGGCAGCACAGAGCGGAACAUCCGCAGUAACUACCGUGACAUGCACACCCACAUGGUCAAGUUCAACCAGCGCUCGGUGGAGGACGCGCUCACCAGCCUCAAGAUGGGGAAGCUGGAUGCCUUCAUCUAUGAUGCUGCUGUCCUCAACUACAUGGCAGGCAAGGACGAGGGCUGCAAGCUGGUCACCAUUGGGUCUGGCAAGGUCUUUGCCACCACUGGCUACGGCAUCGCCAUGCAGAAGGACUCCCACUGGAAGCGGGCCAUAGACCUGGCGCUCUUGCAGUUCCUGGGGGACGGAGAGACACAGAAACUGGAGACAGUGUGGCUCUCGGGGAUCUGCCAGAAUGAGAAGAACGAGGUGAUGAGCAGCAAGCUGGACAUCGACAACAUGGCAGGUGUCUUCUACAUGCUGCUGGUGGCCAUGGGGCUGGCCCUGCUGGUCUUCGCCUGGGAGCACCUGGUCUACUGGAAGCUGCGCCACUCGGUGCCCAACACAUCCCAGCUGGACUUCCUGCUGGCUUUCAGCAGGGGCAUCUACAGCUGUUUCAGCGGGGUGCAGAGCCUGGCCAGCCCACCGCGGCAGCCCAGCCCGGACCUCACGGCCAGCUCGGCCCAGGCCAGCGUGCUCAAGAUGCUGCAGGCGGCCCGCGACAUGGUGACCACGGCGGGCGUGAGCACCUCCCUGGACCGCGCCACUCGCACCAUCGAGAACUGGGGUGGCGGCCGCCGUGCACCCCCACCGCCCCCCUGCCCGACCCCGCGGUCUGGCCCCAGCCCAUGCCUGCCCACCCCCGGCUCGCCCCCAGAGCCAAGCCCCAGGGGCUGGGGACCGUCAGGCGGGGGUCGCGCGGCGCUUGUGCGCAGGGCUCCUCAGCCCCCGGGCCGUCCCCCCACGCCGGGGCCGCCCCUGCCCGACGUCUCCCGAGUGUCGCGCCGCCCAGCCUGGGAGGCGCGGUGGCCGGUGCGGGCCGGGCACUGCGGGAGGCACCUCUCGGCCUCCGAGCGGCGCGCGCUCCCAGAGCGGCCCCUGUCGCCCGCGCGCUGUCACUACAGCUCCUUUCCUCGAGCCGACCGAUCCGGCCGCCCCUUCCUCCCGCUCUUCCCCGAGCCCCCGGAGCCGGAGGACCUGCCGCUGCUCGGGCUGGAGCACCUGGCCCGGCGGGAGGCCCUGCUGCAUGCAGCUUGGGCCCGGGGCUCGCGCCCGCGCCACGCUUCCCUGCCCAGCUCCCUGGCCGAGGCCUUCGCUCGGCCCAGCUCGCUGCCCGCUGGGUGCACCUGCCCCACCUGCGCCCGCCCCGACGGCCACUCGGCCUGCAGGCGCUUGGCGCAGGCGCAGUCGAUGUGCCUGCCGACUUACCGGGAGGCCUGCCAGGAGGGCGAGCAGGCAGGGGCCCCCGCCUGGCAGCACAGACAGCAUGUCUGCCUGCACGCCCACGCCCACCUGCCGUUUUGCUGCGGGGCUGUCUGUCCUCACCUUCCACCCUGUGCCAGCCACGGCUCCUGGCUCUCUGGGGCCUGGGGGCCUCUGGGGCACAGGGGCAGAACUCUGGGGCUGGGCACAGGCUACAGGGACAGUGGGGGACUGGACGAGGUCAGCAGGGUAGCCUGUGGGACGCAAGGCUUCCUGGGACCCUGCACCUGGAGGCGGAUCUCCAGUCUGGAGUCAGAAGUGUGAGU
Molecule: messenger RNA, 3731 nt
Organism: Rhinopithecus roxellana (golden snub-nosed monkey)
Lineage: Eukaryota; Metazoa; Chordata; Mammalia; Primates; Cercopithecidae
Gene: GRIN2C
Product: glutamate ionotropic receptor NMDA type subunit 2C
Biological process (GO): monoatomic ion transport; excitatory postsynaptic potential; synaptic transmission, glutamatergic
Cellular component (GO): NMDA selective glutamate receptor complex; plasma membrane; postsynaptic membrane
Molecular function (GO): transmitter-gated monoatomic ion channel activity involved in regulation of postsynaptic membrane potential; NMDA glutamate receptor activity
Source: RefSeq, a predicted model, not a curated record